AUGCUCAAUUCUACCAUGCAGAUGGAAUUUCUCCUGAUGUUUUUUUCUAAUGUGUGGGAGCUACGUGUUUUGUAUGCUUUAUCGUUCUCUCUGAUAUAUUUGAUAACUGUCAUUGGGAAUUUUCUCAUUGUUAUCAUCACCACUCUGGACAAGAGUCUUCACACCCCCAUGUACUUCUUUCUCAGGAAUCUGUCCAUCUUAGAUGCAUGUUACAUUUCUGUAACAGUCCCUAAUUCAUGCGUCAACUCCCUGCUUGACAGCAGUGCCAUUUCAAAGGCAGGAUGUGUAGCUCAGGUCUUCCUAGUGGUUUUCUUUCUAUAUGUGGAGCUGCUCUUUCUCACUAUCAUGGCCCAUGACCGCUAUGUGGCUAUCUGCCAGCCUCUGCACUACUCUGUGAUCAUGAACCCGUGGGUCUGUGCACAGACGACACUGGCUUCCAUCCUCAGUGGUCUGGUCUACUCAGGAUUCCACACAGGCUACACCUUCAGACUGCCCUUUUGUGAUUCUAAUGUUAUUCAUCAGUUUUUCUGUGACAUCCCUUCUCUGUUGAAGCUCUCCUGCUCUGACAUCUUUAGCAAUGAGAUGACACUCCUUGCUUCUGGUGUGGUAAUUUGUGGAGGUUGUUUCAUCUUCAUCAUCACAUCUUAUAUUCACAUAUUUUCUGCUGUGCUGAAAUUUCCACGUGGUGCAGACAGAACAAAAGCUUUUUCUACUUGCAUCCCUCAUAUCCUCGUGGUGUCGAUCUUCCCCAGCUCAAUCUUCUAUGUGUAUCUAAAGCCAUCUACAAUCUCUGCAACCAUCCAGGAUGUGAUCCUUUCUGUGUUCUAUACCAUACUCCCACCACUCCUCAACCCAGUUAUCUAUAGUCUUAGAAAUGAGCAAAUAAAAUGUGCCAUCAAGAAAAUAAUGAAAAAAAUAAUAAUCUGGUAA
Messenger RNA from Orycteropus afer afer, 930 nucleotides. NCBI's taxonomy places the organism in Eukaryota, Metazoa, Chordata, Mammalia, Tubulidentata, Orycteropodidae. The record is from RefSeq and is a predicted model, not a curated record.